GGUCACCUGCUCCAGCUACACACGUGCUGCUCCGCGCAUUUCAAGAUCAAGAUGGCAGCCUCGGUGUGUCGGUGCUACGAGCUGGUUGGCAGACGUGCCUUGGCCCUGAGCUCCCGGUCUCUGGUCGCCUCAGUGUGGAGAGGAGAUGCAUACACGUUACACAGGAACCCUGCUGCACCUGUGCAGGUUCGAUAUGCUUCGGGACGUAAAGGUUUCUUCGGGGAGUUUGUGGAUAACCUUCGUCAGGAGUUAAGUAAGAAUCAAGAGAUGAAGGAGAACAUAAAGAAGUUCAGGGAAGAGGCCAAGAGGCUUGAGGAGUCUGACGCUCUCCAACAGGCCCGCAAGAAAUAUAAAUCUAUAGAGGCUGAGACAGUGAAGACUUCAGAGGUGUUUAAGAAGACUUUAGGCUCCCUGUCAGAGACUGUCAAAGAGGGUCUUGAGGAGGUGAGUCGCACUGACAUCGGGAAGAAGAUCAAGGAGGGUGUGGAGGAGGCAGCCAGGACAGCCAUGCACUCUGCCGAGUCUGUCUCUAAAGGAGGAGAAAAACUGGGCAGGACCAGCGCGUUCAAGGCCAUCUCACAGAGUGUGGAAACCAUGAAGAAGGAGAUAGAUGUCGGUGAUGCCGGCCCGUACAGAGCUCCCUCUCAGCUGAGGAAGAGAAGCGAUUUCUCCUCUAAAGGAGCAGACAGCGACUCCAGAGUGUUCGAGGCCAAUGAAGAGGCUAUGGGUGUGGUUCUCCACAAGGAUUCAAAGUGGUACCAGCAGUGGAAGGACUUCAAGGACAAUAACGUAGUUUUUAACAGAUUCUUUGAGAUGAAGAUGAAAUAUGAUGAAAGCGACAAUGCCCUCAUCAGAGCAUCCAGAGCUGUCACUGACAGAGUCACUGGUUUCCUAGGCGGUCUCUUCUCCAAGACAGAAAUGUCAGAGGUGCUGACAGAGAUCGUGAAGGCAGACCCCACCUUUGACAAAGACUCUUUCCUCAAACAGUGUGAGAAAGACAUCAUCCCUAACAUACUGGAGGCUAUGAUCCGUGGAGAGCUGGACGUGUUGAAAGACUGGUGCUAUGAAGCUACAUACAGUCAGCUGGCCCACCCCAUCCAACAGGCCAGAGCGCUCGGGCUGCUCUUCCAGUCCAAAAUCCUUGACAUUGAUAACAUAGAUUUAGCGAUGGGCAAGAUGAUGGACCAGGGCCCAGUGUUGAUCAUCACCUUCCAGGCUCAGGUCGUCAUGGUGAUCCGCAGCCCCAAAGGGGACAUUGUCGAGGGAGAUCCGGAGAAGGUGUUGAGGAUGAUGUAUGUUUGGGCGUUGUGUCGUGACCAGGAGGAGCUGAACCCCAACGCAGCCUGGAGACUCCUGGACAUCUCCGCCUCCAGCACCGAGCAAGUCCUCUAGGAAGGAGGAACGCAGGUGAAAAGGUCCACGUGGGAAACAUGAACUGAGAACAGGGACGGAAGAUUCAAGGACGUGCCUGGAAUACCUGCACAUACUGACUCAUAUAUUUAUACAUUAACAUCUGAGGGCAGAGAAUCCUGCUGUUACGCCACAGACUGUAUUCACACACAGUAUAUAUAUAGUCAUCCACUCUAAGGAGUGAAAAUAUACAUGAACAAGGAGAUAAAAUACCGGUGUAUGUGAUAUAUCCAUUAGAAAACUGUGUUCACCUACAUGUGUGUGUAGUCUCUUGCACUGGUUAGGUCAGUGUUUGGGUCUCCUUGUGGACUGUGUAAAAACAUGUACACUAUAAUAUAUUAUUGACAUAGAUAGAACUUUUUCACCAACUGGCUAAAAGACGAGCCUGUGCCAUUUCCCCCAUUGUAUCACCCAGUGGUACAGUUAGACCAUACCCGCCUGGUGGCUGCAUCCAAGACUCGUUUGGAAGAAAAAAAAAAAAAACGUCAUAGUGCCUGUGACUUCACCCAUUGGUCUCGAGGGGGACGUUUGAACAAGGACCAUAAACUACUGGUUUUAAGGUUUCAUGCUCACCGCUGUCUUUGUCAAGUGAUGUACACAGAAAAUUCAAAUUUGGCCAGCAGCAUGGAGCCUUGUUGCAGCAACCAACAUUGCUGGGUGGGGCAGCAUGAGAGACCUUUUUCAUUAGAGCAAACGGGUCCCAUGCUUCAAGUUAACAAGGCAGUCUAUCAGUUUUCUUGACAAGAAGUCUACUCAGCCUUUGAAAGCAGUUGUAUUAUGCCUUCUGUGGAUCUGGAGGGAGCUCUCUAAAAUCUGAUAAAUUAACGCUUAUUAUUUUAUCUAUAUGUCCAUAGAGUAACCUCGCAUUAGGCUGGAGACUUUUUUAAACAGACAGCCUGUGUUACAAACUGAGGCUGUGGAGCUUGAAAGAAAUUAGCGUUUAUCUAGCAGGAAGGCUUGAACAAAAGAUUACGGGCAUCCAGUGUUUUUUUUCGAGCUUGACCCCAUACUGUGGAUGAAAAGUCUGGAUAUCUCAACCGUUGCUGCCUCAAUUUCAAACAUUCAGUUUAGAAAUAUGUCUCUUGUGGGUCUCCCAACUUCAUGGAAGUGUAAUACUUAAUCCCUAAUGUACCACUUUAAGCCUGAAUCGCAAACAGUACUUCCUGCAACUAGAUUUAUAAUUUGCCUGUAUCUGUGAGGGUCUUCACCUAUGCAGACACCCAGUGUAAUGUAAACAGACCUGCAUGUCUACUGUCUGUAUAUCCUUUAGUGUGACCCCUUAAUCAAACAAAACAUGAUUACAUGUUUCUAAUCGCCACAGAAACGCUCAAAAGUGGAGGUGAAAUUAACUAAUGAGAUGCUGUUAGAGAGAAACGUUGUGGUUGCUGCUGCUUGGUUCCUGCCGGCAUCAGAAAUGUAUCAAAAACUAGAUACCUGUGCAACAAGUAAGAUGAAGUUUAAACCCUGUAAUAGCUGUAGCUCGGAGCGCUCAAUGCACUACAACUUGAAAAACCACAAGCAACCAGAGAAAACACAUCCUCGUGUUUGUAUUUGUAGUACAUUUUGUUUUCGCGAUUUGCAGUGCAUUAGACUCUGAUUCACCAUCAGAAGAAAUGUAUCUACAUAUCAAUGAGCUCUUAACUCCUUAUAAUAUAUCAAAUGUCCAGAACUGCUUCUCUGUAAGCCUGGGUGGGACCACAUUCAACUAUCGUCAUCAGGGCAGCUUUAUUGUUUGAGAAUCAUUUGCCAUCUCAUGUUGCACAUUUUUCAGCUGUUGUCUUAUUAUCUAACUGUUUGGUUCACUGUUGUGUGCGUGGCGUUUCUAAGGGGUAAGCACUGAAGAUGAAACCUCGAAUGAAUGACCUCAUGACUGUACUCUUGUGUUGACUGUUUUUGACAUUUAUACUGUGUGACCAUGCGGGUCUCUACUCGCAUGUCACUGAAUAUUGAACACGUUGUGAUUGAUUACUGUAUGUCUUUUCUUGACUCAUUCACCUAGAAAGACGUCCAUACCUGUGAGGAGAAGUUGAUCUCCUGGUGAUUAAAUGCCAUUAAUGGUCAAACCAUGUGAGAUGGUUUGUUACUAACAGCACUAAAAUUCAUGAGUAUCCCUGACGGUCACGCCGUGCUUGACUCUCAUUCUCUUCGUCUUGAGUCUCGGUGUUUUGCUGAUGAUGUGUUAUCCACUACAUGGUUGUGUUAUUGAGAGAAAGAAACAGGAUGAAUUAUGCAGCUGAAUUUUUCGCCACUCUCGGUGGCAAAAAAUAAAAUCCGCCAAACAGGGCAACGCUCACCAUAAAAUGUGCACUUUGAAUCACAACUGGAAGAGGUGAGAGGACAAAACCUGCAGUGAAAGAGUAGGCAGGUAUAUUACUCUUAUACAAUUUAUUUGGCACAUUCUUUCUGCCCAGAGGACAAACCUGUUCCACGUUGGGCACUUCAUGAGCUUCCCUACGGUGCCAUUACGAGCCAAAAUGUUAUUCUUCGCACACAAAAUACUAUUUCUCAUUAUUUAAAGUUGAGAUUGCCAAGAUGUCCAUACAGCCUUUCCUCCAGCAUCACCGUAAGGAGAAACUUUUAUAGUGUUUGUUCUAUGCAACACUUUAACAUCGUGGGCUAUAAUGAGCUUAACGGUCUGGUCAUUUCUGUAUAUUAACGAAUGCACAAAUAUGCUCCAGUCAGUCAACUGUGUAAGAGUUUUACAGGUUUAGUCUAUCUAUUAAUGUAUUAGAUUAUUUUUCUCUCUACUUGAUCGGAAUAAAGAAGAAAUGAACAAUUCCUCAGAUUGGUGUACAACGAGUGACAGCUUCCUGACUUGUUAGAAUAUUUAAAAGAAAUAAAUCUGUUGUGUCAUUUAUGGUUUAGGAAAUCGGAGGGUUUGCUUGUUCUUGCCACAUUUUCCCACGAUUAAGAGAAAAUUCUCUGUACUGUACAGUGUAUAUGCAUUUUGGAGAUUUACACAUUACAUCCAUCUUUCAACUACAUUCAUGAUUUUAUCUUUGAGUUGACCAAAGAGAAAUAUUCACCAGUUUUUCUAUUUUUAUCCAGUAAUAUGUUCAUCUGCAGAAUAAAGAGCGCUGUAUUAUGAUUUGCUUCGUCCAAGCUUU
Molecule: messenger RNA, 4517 nt
Organism: Seriola dumerili (greater amberjack)
Lineage: Eukaryota; Metazoa; Chordata; Actinopteri; Carangiformes; Carangidae
Product: mitochondrial import inner membrane translocase subunit TIM44-like
Exons: 13
Coding region: 52-1392 (446 amino acids)
Biological process (GO): protein import into mitochondrial matrix
Cellular component (GO): mitochondrial inner membrane
Molecular function (GO): protein-folding chaperone binding
Source: RefSeq, a predicted model, not a curated record